GUAAAAUCUAUUAUCCCAUUAAGUAAUCUCUCUCACACAUAAGCCUAUCAAGAGAAAGGCCACGUUUUUUGUUGUUUUUGUAGAAAUUCAAUCAAUUCAACCCUUGUUAUUCUCCACCCAUUACUGGUUUGAAGAUACUGCAGUAACCCAGUUAUAUGGCAAAGAUUACAGCGUCACGUGCCUUGGGCAGGGGCAAUCAAUCCAUCCUGUUGCAUUGGUCAAGGUAACUUACUAUGUGGGUGAAUUGCCGUAAUCAAAGCUUUGCCGCCCUCCCUUUAUCUGUUUCAUCAACAUUUGGCUGUACGUCAGAAUCGUUAUAUUAACGCAGAAACUACAUUUCCCCCAGGCACUUCAAACCUCUGAUCAGGAGGGUAAGAGAAGGUUAUUUCAUGACUGGGAAAAACAACGAGGAACCCGCGUGAUUUGCCUGUAGGCCUAAUCAAGUCUGUCGGAUUGUAUAGAUUCGCAGGACUGUGAAAACUUAGUCAAUGUUGCAGAGUUUCAGCUAGUUGCGGAUUCGAUUUGGCAGAAAUUAGCCAACUGAGGACCUGUAAGCAUUCAGUGAUUUAGACUGUCUACGGUACGUAAAUAUUGAAUAUACAGUUUAAAGGCAUCUAGCCUAAACUAGAGUUAGAACCUUUAUUGGUCUCUGCAGUUAUUUUGUAAGAUGUCACUACUACUGACAGCCGCGGUAUGUAUCUGUCUGCCUCUGCUUGAGUUCGGGAUAGGGGCGCGAGUCCCAGAACCAUCUCUCGGUGUUACAGUCAAAUGGAAUAUAUCAAACAGGACAUCAGACGGAAGUCAACUAGAGGGGUCAAAAUACAAACAUUUAGAUGAGGCUUUUGAAGAGCAGUUCUACUACUUACAGCGUCUUUUCAAUCAGUAUGGAGAAAACGAGACCCUGUCCUUUAAAGGCUUGCAGAAUUUGUUGGGCAGUUUGGGAUUGGGGGAGGUCAGUGUGUUGGAGAUCAGCCACCAGGGGCUGAGGCACAACCCCCUGACACCAACUCACUUUUCUCAUGCACAAUUUAAUGAGGAUCAGGAAACUGAUCUCCCUGAUUCUGUUAAGCCUGUUGAGUCACCACCCUCUGCACACCCAGCCAGCACGCCACAUCCUGGGACAUCAGGGUCAGCUGGACCUAGGUCAAAGGGCAGCAAGGAUCAUGUGAUAAUGGAAGAGGGCCAUCAGUGGCCCUCCCCUACUGCGCGCAAUGUUCCUGUCCAAAGAGUGUUUGACUCCCGUGUGUCAAAUCAUCCGACACAGCAACAUCUUCAUGGGAACUGUCUGAACGUCACUCAGCUCUUGUGGAAUUUUGGUCUGGGAAAGGCAUCCCACAUUACACAUGAUCACUUCACCCUCCUGUGCCCAGCUCUGCUGUACCAGAUUGAGAGUGGAGUUUGUCUCCGUCACCCAGAGACUCGGGGAGCACGGUCAGAAAGCAGGGUGACAUUCCUCAAAGCCCUGGGAUGGAGCUCCUUGGCUCUGGCUAUGAUCAGCCUGCCGUCUCUGCUGGCUCUGAGCCUGGUACCACUGGUUCCCCCUGCCCUCCUCCGCUCCUUUCUCUGCCCUAUGACAGCCCUGGCUGUGGGGACGUUGUGCGGAGAUGCCCUGCUACACCUUCUGCCUCACGCAAAUACUGGGCCACACUCAAUCCACUCUAAAGAACAGGACUCUAUUUUGAAAGGCCUUUGUGUCCUUGGAGGGUGCUAUCUCCUCUUUAUCUUUGAAAGCCUUCUAGGACUGAGGACCCAUUAUAAGAAUGCUACGACGAAGAGGAAGGAGCGGAACACCCGUGCAGAUCCGGACCCAGAGUGGGAGCUUACUGUCCUGCAGAGUGAGACCGAACACCCCAAGCACGGCCACGGCCAUUCGCAUGGCCCGCCCUCCCAGGAGCACGCUGGGAUGGGAAGCUUGGUGUGGAUGGUGGUCAUGGGAGACGGCAUCCACAACCUCACUGACGGACUGGCCAUUGGCGCAGCUUUCUCUCAGAGUUUGACUGGAGGACUCAGCACCACUAUAGCAGUGUUCUGUCAUGAGCUUCCUCACGAACUAGGUGACCUAGCAGUGUUGCUGGGAGCUGGGUGGCCUGUUCGCAGACUAUUCCUCUUCAGCAUUGUGUCAGCCCUGCUGGGCUUCAUGGGCCUGUUGGCUGGCUCUGUGCUGGGCCACCAUUCAGCCCAUUUCUCUCCCUGGGUAUUCUCCCUGACUGCUGGGGUCUUUCUCUAUGUGGCUCUAGCUGAUAUGUUGCCAGAGAUGCUUCAUGGCGAUCCUGGCCCAAUGGGACCCUGGACUUGCUUCCUGCUUCAGAACCUGGGUCUGUUGGCUGGGGCCGCCGUCAUGUUGUGUAUCGCUCUGUUUGAGGACCACAUUGCCUUCAACCUAGGUGAUGUCUGAUUCAGUGGUCGGCUCAUGAGUGGGUACGAUUCAAACACGAGGCUGUGAUGUGGAUUCCAAACCAUGGGAUUGGUUACUCUUAACCCUAGUUCAAUUAGCCAAUUUCACAUUCUUAUUAUUGUUAAAGCAUGCCCGGAGGUCAUUCAAAUAAUUGUAAGGCCUGAAAAAUUUGAUUUGAGAGAACAAGGCACUGAACUCUACAUUGCUAUUGUACACAUUGUGUCAAAAGUUACAUGGAUAAUUUCCCAGUUUUAUAGCUAAUUUACCAUAAUUAUACACUUUAAAAUGGGACAGAGACACUGUUUGCUUUUUCAUGGCACAUCAUGCUAUUGUUCACAUUUUGCUAUGAGAGAAAAUGUUGCUGUUUGAAAGCAGAUUUUCAGGAAUUCUGCAGAUUAUGCUAUAUUUUUGCUGUCUUGGAUGCAUGAUAGUGGAAUUAAUAAUUUUGUAACCUGUGUACAACCAGCUUUUGAGACAAGAUUACUUUUGGUCACGUUCCCCUACUCAGAUAUUGCCAGAUCAGGUAGCCCCAUCAUUAUAUAGCAUUCUGCUGCCUGAUGGCUUGGUCAAUGAUGUGCAGCGUCUGAGCAGGAGAACGUAGUGAGUCAGCAGCAUUGCCAGACCAGAUGAUGUGAUCAGAAGAAACCACACCAAGACAGUGACAUGGAGCACCGUUUAAAUUGGUUUGCCUAUUACAUACUUUCAUGAGCCCUAAGAAAUUACAUUUUAUAUUUGAAUAUACCACAUAACUUUUGUUUUUAAAAGGUUCAAUAUAGCAUUGUUAUUUUAUCAGGUACAUUGACAUGGAACAGGUUGUCAUUUACCACAACAACCUAGGAGCAAUUAGGGUUAACUUCCUUGCCCAGCGACAGAAUUGGAUUUUGUUUUGCUGAAAAAGGAAUUAACACUAGUGAAUCAAUUUCUACACCAAAUAACGUACUUUAAAUCUUUCUGUAUAAAUGUCAUAA
Messenger RNA from Esox lucius (northern pike), 3363 nucleotides. It is a transcript of the gene slc39a5, whose product is annotated as solute carrier family 39 member 5. Gene Ontology annotation, molecular function: zinc ion transmembrane transporter activity. Gene Ontology annotation, cellular component: membrane. Lineage: Eukaryota; Metazoa; Chordata; Actinopteri; Esociformes; Esocidae. The record is from RefSeq and is a predicted model, not a curated record. The transcript is spliced from 9 exons. Gene Ontology annotation, biological process: BMP signaling pathway; zinc ion import across plasma membrane; intracellular zinc ion homeostasis. The coding region runs from base 668 to 2395 and encodes 575 amino acids.